Messenger RNA from Strongyloides ratti, 1983 nucleotides. RefSeq names its product Ubiquitin-like modifier-activating enzyme ATG7. Gene Ontology annotation, cellular component: cytoplasm; phagophore assembly site. The transcript is spliced from 2 exons. The coding region runs from base 1 to 1983 and encodes 660 amino acids. Gene Ontology annotation, biological process: autophagy of mitochondrion; piecemeal microautophagy of the nucleus; cellular response to nitrogen starvation. NCBI's taxonomy places the organism in Eukaryota, Metazoa, Nematoda, Chromadorea, Rhabditida, Strongyloididae. The record is from RefSeq and is a predicted model, not a curated record. Gene Ontology annotation, molecular function: Atg12 activating enzyme activity; Atg8 activating enzyme activity.
AUGAUUUUUCAAGUGCAGCCAUUUGUCACAUCAUGUGAUCCAGUUUUUUUUAGUAAUUGGAGUGAUAAAAAGUUAAAUGAAUGGAAACUUAAUGAAAGUCCUAUUAAAAUUACUGGUACAUUUUCAAAUGCUGGUCAAAGACGUAUUGAACCAGAGUUAAGAUUUUCAGAGAGUAGUUAUAUUGAUCAUGAACCUAGAAGUUUUAAAGAAUGUGUUAUUGAGGGAAUUAUGUAUCCAUUAAAUAAAAUUGAAGAUUUAAUGUCUUUCAACAAAAAAGGUGCUUUAGAAAAGGUUGCUGAAGAGUUAUACUUAAAGAUAGUUGAAUCAUGGGACUGGAUGAAUAAUCCAAAAUCAAUACUUAAUUUUAUUUUAUUAACAUAUGGUGACUUGAAAUCACAUGAAUAUUAUUAUGUUUCUUGUAUUCCUUCAUUUGUUUUUCUUAAAAAUCUUCAAAUUGUUGGAGAAAUUAAAACAGUAGAUAAUUUACCAUUUACAUUUAAAGAAGUUCCUAAAGAUUGGGCAUUUGUUCUUGAUUCAGGGGGUACAAUAUGUUCUUUAGAUAUUUUAAAAGAAUUAGAAAUUAAAGGUGAAUCAUUUGAUGAUAUAACAUUAAUAUAUAAAUGUCCUAGUACAAAAAUUAAUUUAUUUGGUUGGCCAUUAAGAAAUUUAUUAUGUGCUAUAGCAAUAACAAUUAAACCAUUAAAUAAGAUAAAAGUUUUAAGUUAUCGUUGUGGUAAUGUACCUUCAACAAUUGCUACAAUUAAAUGGGAUGAAAUGGAUUUUAGUAAUAAAAAAGAAUUAUUUAAAAAAGUUGUUGGUUGGGAAAAAAAAGGAGAUGGAAGUAUAAAUAUUCAUAAUGUUAAUUUAAGAAGACAAAUGGAUCCAUUAAGUAUAGCUGAACAGGCUAAUUCAUUAAAUGUAUCAUUAAUUAAAUGGAGACUUGUUCCAGAGUUAGAUGUUGAUAUUUUUACAAAAAAUAAAGUUCUCCUUCUUGGUAGUGGUACAUUAGGAUGUAAUAUUGCUAGAGGUUUAGUUGGUUGGGGUGUUAAACAUAUAACAUUUGUUGAUAAUGGUAAUGUAAGUUAUAGUAAUCCUGCCAGGCAAUCACUAUAUACAAUAGAUGAUGCUAUAGAAAGAAAAAAUAAAGCUAUUGCUGCAGCAAGUGCUUUAAAAAAAAUUAUUCCAAAUGCUAUUACUGAGGGUAUCAAUUUAAAUAUUCCAAUGCCUGGACAUAUUAUUGGUGAAUCACAGGUAGAAAAAUCUUUUGAAGAUUUUUCAAAACUUGAUGAGUUAAUUCAAAAUCAUGAUACAAUAUUUUUAUUACUUGAUAGUAAAGAAGCACGCUGGUUACCUACAUUAAUAUCUGCCGUAUAUAAUAAAUUAGUAAUAACAGUUGGUAUUGGUUUUGAUUCAUAUGUUAUAUUAAGACAUGGUUUAAAUUUUUCUCCAUAUACUGAUAAUUCUAUGAUAGAUAUAUUAACAGAAGUACCAUGUGAAAAGUUAGGAUGUUAUUUUUGUAAUGAUAUAACAUCACCUGGAAAUUCAAUAAAUGAUAGAACCUUAGAUAUGAAAUGUACAGUAACAAGGUCAGGUAAUUCAAUGAAUGCUGCUGGAAAUGCAGUUGAAUUAUUUGCAUCAUUACAACAACAUCCAUUAAAGGGUGGAGCACCUCAUAUAUCAAAGGAUGAUCAUAAAAAUGCAUCCCUUCUUGGUUCUGUUCCCCAUCAAUUACGUGGUAAUUUAUUUGGAUUUAGUCAAUCAAUAUGGUUUCAUCAAAGAAACAAAAAUUGUGUUGCUUGUGGUGAUAAUGUAAUAGAAAUGUACAAAAGUUGUGAUUUAAUAAAAGAGAAAUGGCAACACAUAAAAGAGAUCAUUAAUAAUCGUGAGAAAUUAGAAAUAUUGACCGGUCUUAGUUUAAUUCAAAAGAAUGCUGAGAAGAAUGAAGAAGAUGUCAUUAGUCUGGAGAGUGAAGAUGAUUUGUAG